CUGCAUUGUUAUUAAUCCUGCAUUUUCCCGCUAUAUUCCAAGGCGAUCCGUUGAUCUGGAAUCCGUCCUUUCCAGGCCCGAUCUGCGGUCCGGAACUAAACCGAAUAAUAAUCGCCAGCGAGACUGUGAUUGCUGUUGUUUCUGAUUUGAUUCCAGUCAGGCUUAACGUCCAGAAAUGCUGCGUGUUCCUGCCAUCCCGUCGCCUUCUUCGCCUUCUUCCUCCCUCGCCCCCUCCUUGCCUCCUUUCUAAGGCGCCCUGCCCUUUCCACUCGUUAGACAUCCUCGUGUUAAUCUGUCAACUUUAUUCUCUGCCCUGUGCCGAACGGUCUUGCCCGUCUCCAUCGCGUCUGGCCCGUGCUGCUGGUGACUACCUGUUUGGCUGACAGCCUCGCUCUUGGCAAGCAAGAAAGCAGGAUCUCAUCUCCAGACAGCCUCCAGGGUCUCAUCUCAACGUCCAUCCGCGUCCGUUCGUUCUCAUCUGCUUCUUUCUCUUCUCUUUAUCAUCCUCAGUCUCUUUCUUAUCGUCAGCCUCUUCGCGAGAUAAGCACGACGGUCGAUUCGACUUCCGUCGAUCCGCCCCGAAUCUCCGUGCCCACCGUCGUACAGCAAGUGUUAUCGCCAUCUGGCAGAUUGUGCAUGACUGGCUCAACUUUGGCUCUUUUCCCCGGCAGCGUGGGUAGAUUCCGCCACCCUUGCGCAACAUGGUGAUGUCACGACUGUUCCUGCACUCUCGGUUGUGGGCUUUGUGGGUGUUGUUCAUACCGUAUACCUCCGCGUUCUACAUACCUGGUUACUCAUUCAAAAGCUAUCGCGACGAUGAGCCGAUUCCCCUUCUCGUGAACAAGAUCUUCUCCGACUUCACGCAGCUCCAGUAUGCCUAUUUCGAUCUCCCCUUCGUCUGUCCCCCAAGUGGGAGGGUACAUGCCGGCUCUCCCUUUGGCUCUGGCCAGAGUAUUUCUCUCAAUCUGGGCGAAGUUCUGCGGGGUGACCGUAUCAAGACCUCUGAUUUCGAGUUAUUCAUGGGCAAAGAUGUGGAAUGCCAGCCGCUUUGCUCUAGGGAAGUCAAACGCAGCGACGUCAAAUGGGCUCGUGAGUUAGUGAAGGAUGGCUAUGUUGCAGAAUGGAUUGUGGACAAUUUACCCGGCGCAACGAGCUUUGUGACUGUUGACCGGACUCGCAAAUACUAUGCAACUGGAUUCAAGCUGGGAUAUCAGGAUAUCUCUACGACGCCCGACGGGAAGCCACGCUUCUUCAUCAACAAUCAUUUCACCCUUGUAAUCCGCUGGCGGAAGGCUCCUGGGAAGGCUGGUGAGGAGGGUGGUAAGGUAAUUGUUGGUUUCGAGGUUUAUCCGAAGAGUAUCACCGCCGACGGUCGUCAAGAGGGCGAUUGUCCCAAGCAGGUGCAUGAGGACCAUGACCCGUUAGAGUUGUACAUUCCGCCCGAUACGUCAAAGCUGAAGCAGUACGCUGGUCUUUCAUAUACUCCGGAACCCGACGACAAGGUAGACGAUGGUGCUACCUUGAAAAUUCCUUAUACCUACUCCGUCUACUUCAGAGAAGAGGAUAAUAUUGAGUGGUCAAACCGAUGGGAUCUUUAUUUCAAUAACCAUGAAGAUGGCUCUAUGACGCACUGGCUGGCGAUUCUCAAUUCUCUGACCAUCUCUGGCGUUCUUGGCGUGACGGUAAUAGUCAUCUGGAGUAGGACGGUACAGGGAGAUAUCAAGGGACGUGGAGACUCAGUUAUGGAGCACGGGCAGUCUAGAUCGCAGAAGGGCUUAGGACUCUUGGAGCAAGGAUCAGACGUCGAACGACAUGCAGACCUAGUUGCAGAUGAUGUUGCAGAAGAUGUGAGUGGAUGGAAGCUCCUGCAUGGCGAUAUCUUCCGGAUUCCUGCCCGCAGCGAUCUCCUUGCACCACUUGUCGGUUCAGGCAUGCAGCUCCUGUUUAUGGCAUCUGGACUCCUGGUUCUCGGUUCCUUGGGAGUCUUAAAUCCCAGUUUCCGCGGCGGAUUCGUCAGUGUUGGGGUGGGUCUUUUUGUGUUCGCUGGGCUCUUUUCAGGCUACUUCUCUACCAGAUUAUUCAAGACAUUCGGAGGAGUUAGAUGGAGAAGAAAUGUCGUUAUCACGGCUCUGCUAUUCCCCGGGUUGACCUUUUGCCUUAUAUUCAUUCUAAACCUAUUUGUCUGGUCUCAAGCUUCCAGCACAGCAAUCCCCUUUAGUACCUUGGUCGGCUUAGUUGCACUUUGGUUGCUGAUUCAGGUCCCGCUGGUUUAUGCCGGAGGUUGGUACGGCUAUGUUCGAGCGACACCAUGGGAACAUCCAACCAAGACGGAUGCUAUUCCCCGUCAGAUUCCCCCUCAACCAUGGUACCUUCGGGGAAUCCGCGGGCCUCUGCUAGCCGGAUUGAUACCUUUUGCAGUUCUGUUCAUUGAGCUCCUCUUCCUGUUCAAGAAUCUCUGGCAAGAUAAGAGCGGAUAUUAUUAUGUGUUCGGUUUCCUGACUGUUGUCUGUGCAAUCCUAAUUGUGACGGUCAGCGAGGUGACUAUCAUCGCAACGUACAGCCAGCUAUGCGCAGAGGUAAGUGGAUGAUGGGUUUUCUUGUUUAGCUGACGCUUAACAUCAUGCUAACGUAUAUCUAGAAUUAUCAUUGGUGGUGGCAGAGCUUCAUAACUGGUGGCAGCAGCGCAUUCUGGAUCUUCACAUACAGCAUCUGGUACUACUUCUUCAAGCUGCACGUUACCGGAUUCGUUUCAAGCCUCUUUUUCUUCUGCUACAGCUUCCUUGCGUGCGCAGUCUACGGGUUGUUGACAGGAACUGUCGGCUUCUUAGCAUCAUAUACUUUCGUCAGACGUAUCUAUAAGUAAGUGACGGUCUGCCUGACUAUUACCAGCUUAAGAUAAGACUGCUAACUGUUGAACUCCCGGUCAGCUCUAUUAAAGUUGAUUGACAAGUUUGAAUCCGUGUCAAUGGCCUAUAGAAAAGCUCAAUGCGAAUGAUCUAAAACAAAUGGGAAAAAGACAAUCAAAGAGCCUAACAAACUACUUGCCGAUCAUGUGCUUCAGUCGGUAUCCUGACUUUUACUCUUGGAUAUCUCUUUUAAUGAUCAAUCAGCUUCUCUCAUGUUUUUGGGUCGGAGCUGUGCACAGCUUUUCCCAAAAGAAGCCUGCCUUGGGUAAUUUGCGAUGUGGCAUUUGAGCACAAGUCAAUUAGUUGACUUGAUUAUUGAAGAUAUACCUUUUGCUCUCCCACUGGAGCUCUAUAUACUUUUUUAUAUUACCUUUUGAUAUCUGGGCAGAAAAAUGCUGACUCUCCUUGACACUGUGCUGUCUUCACAUUCACUAGACUACAUCUCCUUUUUUCCCCUCCCCUUGUCUGAGUCUUCUCUUCUGGAAACCGGCUGUCUAGGCCAUUGUGAGAGAGUUGGGUAGCUUUCUGGGGGUUACGUAUAUAGGUCUUCAUCCUUGAUUAUUGUAUGAUGCACAUCUGUCUAUAUUAUUCUCUUUUUCUCGGUUAGUAACAUCCUGUCAGCGAUUAUCCAUGCGUGUAAAUACAAGUCAAUGGCAUAUGCAUCCCCAUAUAAGCCUCCACUAACAAAGAACGAAAGGUGGUUUAAAUGAAGCUAGCGGGAAAAAGCUUUUCGGAGACCAUUCAGUCCCACCCGCUGUUGACUUGAGUUACAUCCUACAGCAUGCCAGGGUGUCAUAACAUCUUUUUAGGUCAAUACCUGAUGCCCCUUUUUUAAGGUAUAUAGUACCUUGAGGGGCUGCUUUGCAUGUGAGAGAAGCUUAACAUAGUACUUUUAUCAUUUCUUUAUGUCUACAUUGCAGUAAGUAAGUCAAUU
Molecule: messenger RNA, 3840 nt
Organism: Monascus purpureus
Lineage: Eukaryota; Fungi; Ascomycota; Eurotiomycetes; Eurotiales; Aspergillaceae
Source: the annotation of a GenBank genome assembly